Caretta caretta (loggerhead turtle) is the source of this 10217-nucleotide messenger RNA. RefSeq names its product fucosyltransferase 9 (gene FUT9). NCBI's taxonomy places the organism in Eukaryota, Metazoa, Chordata, Testudines, Cheloniidae. Gene Ontology annotation, cellular component: membrane. The record is from RefSeq and is a predicted model, not a curated record. Gene Ontology annotation, molecular function: alpha-(1->3)-fucosyltransferase activity.
CAGCGAGAGCGCGUCUAGGAGCAGCCCGGGCUCCGCCGCUCCCCCCUGCUCCCGCUGCUGCUCCUGCCCCGCGGCCCCGCGGGCAGCGCCCCCGCCGCGCCGCCUCCAGCUCCCGCCUUGCACGGAACAAAUUAUGACAUCAACAUCCAAAGGCAUUUUUCGGCCAUUUUUAAUUAUUUUCAUUGUGCUGGGUUGUUUCAUGGCAUUUUUACUUAUUUACAUCAAACCAACAAACAGCUGGAUCUCUGGUCCCAUAGAAUCAGCCAGCUCAGUUCUGAAAAUGAAGAGCUUCUUUUCUACCAAAAGCAAUUAUUUUAAUGAAACAACAAUACUGAUCUGGGUUUGGCCAUUUGGACAGACAUUUGAUCUUGCAUCUUGUCAAACAAUGUUCAACAUCCAAGGGUGCCAUCUAACUAUUGACCGCUCACUAUAUAACCGAUCUCAUGCCGUCCUUAUUCACCACAGAGACAUCAGCUGGGAUCUCACUAAUUUACCUCAGCAAGCUAGGCCGCCAUUCCAGAAAUGGAUUUGGAUGAACUUGGAGUCUCCAACUCACACUCCACAAAAGAGUGGCAUUGAACACCUGUUCAACCUGACCCUGACUUAUCGGCGUGAUUCAGAUAUUCAAGUGCCUUAUGGCUUCAUGAAGGUUAGCACAAGCCCAUUUGCAUUUGAAGUGCCAAGCAAAGAGAAGUUGGUAUGUUGGGUUGUAAGUAACUGGAACCCCGAGCAUGCUCGAGUCAAGUAUUAUAAUGAGCUAAGCAAAUAUACUGAAAUCCAUACCUAUGGGCAAGCAUUUGGAGACUAUGUGAAUGAUAAAAACUUGAUUCCAACUAUCUCCACUUGUAAAUUUUACCUGUCCUUUGAAAACUCAAUCCACAAAGAUUACAUUACUGAAAAACUUUACAAUGCUUUUCUGGCUGGAUCUGUACCAGUUGUAUUGGGCCCAUCCAGAGAAAACUAUGAGAAUUAUAUUCCAGCAGAUUCUUUCAUUCAUGUGGAAGAUUUCCUCUCCCCAAGAGAGCUAGCAGAAUAUCUUCUAAUGCUUGACAAAAAUAAUAAGCUGUAUCUUAGCUACUUUAACUGGAGGAAAGACUUCUCAGUGCAUCUUCCUCGGUUCUGGGAAUCACAUGCAUGCCUUGCUUGUGACCAUGUAAAGAGACAUCAGGAGUACAAGUCCAUUGGGAAUUUAGAAAAAUGGUUUUGGAAUUGAACUUUUUACCUUUUUGUGCAUUUUUUCAAAGAAACUGACAUAAUCUGUAGCCUAAGUGGAGGUGGGAAGGAAAAAAAAAAUCUGUGUUUUAUGUCAGUUUUUAUCAGCUGUCCCCUCUUGGGGUAUCUUAUUUAUGUUUGUCAGAGAUUUUAAAAGCUCAGCAUCAGCAGUCAUCAAUACUCAGUUUUAAAUUAUACUGUAUAUAGCUAAUUAUGUGCACUGAAGAAUAAUUUAUUGUUUAUUUUAGUUUUUAUUCAAGGGUUUUUUCACGUUUUCAGUCGAUUAUCUGUCCCAGUCUUACACAAGAUGUAGUGAUUUUUAACAUUGUGUUUUUUACUUUAGAUGAGCUAUUUAACAUGUGUGGAAAAUGAAGACAUCUUAAGAUAUCAUAGAGAAUUUUAAUGAAAUUGGUUUAGUUUGAAAUGGUUACUUUGAAAUUUGUGUAACAUUUCAAAAGACAAUAAUGUUUGUCAUGGUUUAAUUUCUGCUCUCUUAAAUUCUAAGAACACUCUAGAAUUGAAUACACUGCAUUACUUUAAGUGGUUCCUGUUUAUAGGGUAUAUGGAUUCAGAAAAAAUGUAUUAUAAAUAAGCUUUAAAAAGUUAUCACAAUAUAAGAGAGCCUUUGGGCUUUAAACAGGAAAAAGGUAUUCCCCUUACAGUUAGUUCCAUUACGAUACCUUGGAAAUAUAUGGAUUUGCUCUCAUCUCCAUAAGAUAGAGUACUGAGGAAUUGAGAAAAUUAAGCUCCCAAGUUAGUGUUUGAAGCCCCGAUUUGGUAAAGCAUUUAAGCACAUGCUUAAACUUAAGCAUGUGCUUUUUUGAAUCAGGGUCACAGGUUAUGUUACUUUAAAUACAGUUGAAUAAAUUGCAAUAUACUCAUUUGAUCACACUCAUCUUUAUAACUAGAUGCUCAGCUCUUUUUCUUCUUUUUUAACACUUCUCUAUUCGGGGUCAGCGAUGCUUAUAGCCUUCUUCCAAAACUCAUGGUUGUACGCCAAGCUAUCAUGCAGAUUGGUCACUCUGAGCUCUGCUGAUAUCCGGUCUGUGUACCAAAUCUUUGGUUGUCUUCCAUCCACAAUCACUGCAAGAGACAUCCUACUGAUACAGCUGUACAGGCUCCACUGGAUAUGCCUAUUAUUCAAAAAAAAAUUGGAAGAUUUUGCAAUUUUUAUAUAUUCUGAUUAUUUGCAAAUUAUUCACCCAACUCUAUAAAAGUCUGUUCCAACUUUAAUUGAACUUUAAUCACAGCUGGAUAGCAUCCUGAAGUGGGUGAAUAAUGUGAAGAAAUAUUGAUUGAAUAUUUUAUUAGAAAAAAAUUGUGAAACUAAUUACAUACAUUAGAUUAUUAUUCAACCUGCUCUAGUUCGAACAAAGGCUCAGUUUGUUUUUAGGGGUUUUUCUUGCUGUUUUGAAAGUACGUAAUAUGAAAGGUAUUUUUAAAAAGUACCCAUCAGAACAAUGGAUAUUAUCAAGAUUUCAAUAUAAAUAUGUUCAUAGUAUUAUGUGUGCUAUCAUAGCAAAUUCUGAAAUGCAGUUUUGUCAUUAUUGUUUUUAAUAUGUCUAUUAAUAUGUGCAUUAUUUGGAUUCAUUAUCCACUAACCUCGGCAACUAGGAUUAAAACUCCCAAUACUAUAGAUAAUCAUAGAUCUGGUGGUUUAAUAAUGUAGAUGUAUUUUGUACUAAGAUAAAGCCACUGUACAUAGUUCUUGAUGGCAACAUGUACUUAUCACCCACAGCUCCCACUGACUUGUAGACAGCUCUUAGACUCAAGCCCCUUUAUUUUGGUAUGAUCUCAGUCAGGUUUGACUAUGUACAUCUGAAUAUACUAACUGUAUAAGAUAUACUGUAGUAUAAGAACCUGAAAAGAAAUAAUUGUUGAAGGAGAACUUUAAGGGAACAUACUCAAGGCCCAGAUUCUGAACUGGUGUAGAUCAGCACAGUUCCAUUGACAGCUACUGGUUAUGGAUCUGGUCCAAACUUAACAUCCUUAAAUGAAAGUAAAUCAGAGGCAGAAAGUUUGGACUAUGCCUAAACAGAAUGGCAGCAUCCCUCUAGAUUUAGUUUAAUCUAAAAAGUAGUCAGCAGCUGAAAUAAAGCAUGAAGAAAGAACCCAAAAAUUUAGAAAAAGGAAGAAAAUAUAAAAACUUACAUCAGGAAAAAGUACAGCUUGAAUAAUAUUUAAGGCCCUGAUCCCGCAAAGCACUUAAGGGCGUACUUAAUUUUAAGCAUGGGUGUAAGUGCUUUGCUGGAGUGGGGCCUAUGUCAGCAGUUGAUUUUUAUGGUAAACAUUGGGUGAAUGAUAUGUUAAUUUCUGUGUUACCUCCUUGUAAUCGAAGAUGGAACACAAAUGCUCAAUGGUGUAAAAGAACUGUAAACUUAAGAACAUAACAUGGAACACUGAAUGAAAAGGUUAUAGAACUAUGAACUAGACUUGAUCUUUUACCCAAGAGUUCAAAAGUUGCUUUCAUGAUUCAAAUAUUUAAUUAUGCCCAUUUAUUGCUAAGUCUUAAAAGGUUUACUUAUAGCAUACUGUGAAUCUCCUAAAUUCACCAGUACUGCAGUAUGAAAUAUAAAGGGACAGCUCAUGUUGUGCAUUAAUCUGAUAGAAUGAAAUCCAGUCCUCAAAGAAAGUUACUAUCUAAAAAGAGAACUCACCCACGUGUAAAAUAUAUGGGUGGUAUUUCUAUAGUGAACAAAUUACUAUUACAAGGUAAAAACCAGGACACUUUUUCAUCUUUUUUUUUUCUUCAGGAGGCAAGUACAUUCACAGCAUUUUAAUGUGCCACACCGUUUUGAAAUAAUCUGUGACCAGAUCCAGCUGAUUCUGAAGUUUGAGAGUCUUUGUAUUGACUGGUUCAAUGCCUUGGUGAACUGUAUAUACUCUUUUAUUUCUUUUCAGCUAAUUGAAGUUGUCUUACAUGUUAAAAGCCCUUAUAUCAAGUCAAAACUAGUCCCCUGGCUUCAGGACUCAGCUGAUGUACUUGUCAUAUUAACAACAAGAAGCCAUAAUGAUGAGACAAGAAGGUGUAUGUUUUGUUGCUACAGAAACCAUAGGAUACCAAUCUAGCAAGGCACAUAAGAACAUGCUUAACUUUAAGCCCAUGAGUAGUGCCAUCAGUCAGAGUUGGAUCAGGCUCAGUGGGACUAUUCUAGUGUUUAAAGUAAUGAAUAUGUUGAAGUGCUUUGCUGGAUCAGGGCCUAAGUUUGUAUCUUUUGUGUAUUUUCACACAAUCCUUCACGUUCAGAUUAGGUCUCUCACGGUGUCUUGAGUGUUAGUGAGAAAAUCAGAGAGAAACCUAACAAAGAGCUAAAUGAGCCAAAAAAUAUACACAAGUCUUUAAAAAGUGACGCUAUCCUAAUACAUUGCCAGCUCUGCUGAAAGGUGAGGCUGGGACAUAGAUAAGCCAGGCACUCCAUAAAUAACCCAACAAGGACAAUACAGCCCCUCCUUUAAAUCAUGAGGAAAUAAGUCACCACUUAACUCCAAGGAGAUGGCUUCAGGCAAGGGGCUUGAGGCCUUUUGAGCAAACAGGAGGGAGGGUUUCAGGCUAGGCCACACCAGCCCAAGUCUCCUCUGUAGUUUGACAAAUACUUGAGAGCUUAAUAUUUUUACAGAACUCUUGUGCUCGGUGAGUCUGACCUGAUCAGUAUGCUCUAAAAUUGGCUUAAGGUUUCUAUUACAUUGCAGACUGUAAACUCUUUGGGGCAGGGACUGUCUAUAUCUGUGUAUUGUACACUGCUGUGUACGUGAUUGCCUUUUAACAAAUAGUUGGUCGGAUUUCACAAUUACAACCAUAGAGCUUGUUAACAUUCCUUUCUGAUUACCUAAUAUCUUGCCAUUUUACCUCAGGCAAAGUACCCACUGAUGUUAAUGAGUAUUCCGCUGACAAAGAUCUCAGAAUCAGGCACAAUUACUUUUUUGUUUGCUGGCAGUAGUAUUCUUGCUAUGUCCAUUAAAUAUAAUUGCACAUAUAGGUGUACACAGUUUGGUUUUAUUGUUUUAAAUAAGAUCUUGCCACAAUGCAUGUGGUGGCUCUGAGCCUUGAUCACCAGGGGUGCUGCAUUAAUUUGUUUAGUUCUUUCCCUUUGUGUUCAUUCUUGGAGGGGAAACAUGAAGAAAAUUGAUGAAUUGGGCUCUUUUCUAUUUCUUCUGAAUGUACACUGUCAAGAAUUCUCAUGUGGAGGAGAUUUCUUUUGGUCACUUAUUUUUCAAGGGACUGGCUAACCAGGUUAUUUUAAAAAAGCAAAUGGUUUUUUUUUCUCUUAUUGAAUUACUCCUGUCAGAAACACUCCAUCCUUCGUGGAGAUUUAUAGAAUUCUCUGCCUGCUAAGUCACCAUACCAAAGGGCUAGAGUUAGUCUGGCAGGACAUGGUAGGAUGUGUGGCCAUACACCAAAAAUAUUUAAUAAUGUAUGUUUUCUUUUAAUUAACAAUAACAACAAAUUUGCUUUACCCUUUUCUGGAUCUUUUUCUUUUUCUUUCCUUUUUUCCUUGUUGCUGAGUUUUCUUUCUUCCACAAAAGAUGAAAAUCCAGCUUCAAAUCAGGUUUACCACUUUGUAAAAACCGGUCAACAAAUUAAAAUAAGCUAAGGAGCACACUUGUGCUGCUAGUACAUCUGUUAUAACCAUUGUCAUAUUCAAUCCCACUGGCGCUGCUUGACAUGUCAGCUUUAAUAGAAGAGUCUAACGGUUCAAUCAUAGUGUGAUCGAAGUUAUCGAGAAUUCUUUCAUCGACUUCUAAGAGGUUGGGAUUAGAAAUAUUUCUUCCUAAUAUCAUGCCUGGUGACAGCCAAUUCCAUUCGGAUGGAAAAAUGCAGAUGCAGCAGGUGUAAUUGUUGGUGCCUCUCCUUUCAGACAAUGACAGCUUUUUUGGGAUGGUGGAUCUUGACUUUUGGAAGUGAAAGUUUUUUUCUUUAGAUGCAAACUUGAUUACUCUAAAGAAUUGCUUCCAAGAAAUCAGUCAAUUAAUGCUAUAAUUAGUGCUUUCCACAGAACAGUGCUGUUCUCAGGAAAAAAUUCCCUAAUGGCAGACAGAGAUGUCCCUAGGAACCCUGGGCAGCAUGGGGCCGGCAGCCCGGAGCCCCUGGACUUCCAAGAGCUAAGCAGAUCAAAGCAAGCAUAUCUAUCACACUGAGGAGAUUUAAUCUUCAAGACUCCUUAUAAGAAAUGGAAAGGGAGGUGGAUAUUUUUUGCUGUUUUUAAAAUUAAAUAGACAGCUAGUAUUGUUUUUUAAAUUAUUAUGAAGAACAAGUUUAAGCUUUGUUGUAACAUGUGUUGUUUGCCUGGACUGUUCAGACCUAAAUGCUUGUGUAGGAGGAACUCUGAGUUGGCUUCUUAGAUACCUUCCUGCUGUUUCACAUCUGAUACUCCUUGAUGAAACAUAGGAGCCUUGUCUUCUAACAGGCUUAUUCAAAGUGGUACAAGCUACGAAAGUGAGAUCCUGGAAGAGUGUUGCCAUUUUCAUAAUGUAAUAAAAUACUGUAAUGAUAAAUAAUAAUUAAUAAUAAAUAGGGUAUAAUAAGCAUAUCAUAAAAACAAACUAUAUUUCCAGGAUCACUGCUUUUAUAAUUUAUACUCAGGUAAAGGAGAAAAUCCCUGGAAAUAUUCAUUUUUAGGAGGGGGUUUGUGAGAUUUGACAUUUUAGUGAAAGGGGUUCACAGGUUGUUAAAGUUUGGGAACCACUGCUUUAGAGGAUUUGGUGGAAGAAGAGAAGUGAAAAAUGACUGGCCAGAUAACUCUCCACAUUUUUAUCAAUGAUUUUAAUUCAAGCAUUCAGGCAUCUUUUAUCUUCCAGUCAUCCAUAACCUGGGUGCAUGCUUAAUAGUUUCCAGUUACGCCAACAGUCAUUUAUUUUCUGUGCACUGAAAAUACAUUUUUCAGUGUACCAGCUUAAAAGAGAGAGAGGACGCAAAACAUGUGCUUUUCAUACAAUGUUAUAUAGUAUAAGCACAUCCUUUACAUUGCUUCAUUUUCAAGCCAUACCCCUGCACGCCUUACUCAUUCAUUACAAGGCUGUCUUUUGGACAUUUUUAGGCUUCCUAUCUUACCAUGAGCUAUCAACGUUCUCCCCUUCAUCAAUGUGGAAAACAUUACAUAGUGGGAUGCUUUAUCAGUGCAGUCAGUGCAGUCACUAGAUCCUUCUUAAAAAGCAGUUUUUCUUUCAUUUCCCAGUCACUACAGCUCAUAUGCCAUAAGGCAUCCGCAUUCCUAAGAAACCCAGGGUUGCCAGUUCUUUGAAUGCCCUUUUCUUGUCAUCCGGAGAGGAUCACAGUCACAAUGAACAAGCAGCUUGGCUGAGGUACAUUAAAUUUAAGCACGAUAUUGCCAGGGACAAUUUUUUUUUUUUAAAGAACAAAUGAGACAUAAGAACAUAAAAACGGCCGUACUGGGUCAGACCAAAGGUCCAUCCAGUCCAGUAUCCUGUCUACCGACAGUGGCCAAUGCCAGGUGUCCCAGAGGGAGUGAACCUAACAAGUAAUGAUCAAGUGAUCUCUUUCCUGCCAUCCAUCUCCACCCUCUGACAAACAGAGGCUAGGGACACCGUUCCUUACCCAUCCUGGCUAAUAGCCAUUAAUGGACUUAACCUCCAUGAAUUUAUCCAGUUCUCUUUUAAACCCUGUUAUAGUCCUAGCCUUCACAACCUCCUCAGGCAAGGAGUUCCACAGGUUGACUGUGUGCUGAGUGAAGAAGAACUUUUUAUUUGUUUUAAACCUGCUACCCAUUAAUUUCAUUUGGUGGCCCCUGGUUCUUAUAUUAUGGGAACAAGUAAAUAACUUUUCCUUAUUCACUUUGUCCGCACCACUCUUGAUUUUAUAUACCUCUAUCAUAUCCCCCCUUAGUCUCUUCUUUUCCAAGCUGAAAAGUCCUAGCCUCUUUAAGCUCUCCUCAUAUGGGACCCGUUCCAAACCCCUAAUCAUUUUAGUUGCCCUUUUCUGAACCUUUUCUAAUGCCAGUAUAUCUUUUUUGAGAUGAGGAGACCACAUCUGUAUGCAGUAUUCAAGAUGUGGGCAUACCAUGGAUUUAUAUAAGGGCAAUAAGAUAUUCUCUGUCUUAUUCUCUAUCCCUUUUUUAAUGAUUCCUGACAUCCCAUUUGCUUUUUUGACUGCCGCUGCACACGGUGUGGACAUCUUCAGAGAACUAUCCACAAUGACUCCAAUUUCCAAUUUCUUCAUAAAUUUCUCCUGAUUAGUUGUAGCUAAAUUAGCCCCUAUCAUAUUGUAUGUAGAGUUGGGGUUAUUUUUUCCAGUGUGCAUUACUUUACAUUUAUCCACAUUAAAUUUCAUUUGCCAUUUUGUUGCCCAAUCACUUAGUUUUGUGAAAUCUUUUUGAAGUUCUUCAUAGUCUGCUUUGGUCUUAACUAUCUUGAGCAGUUUAGUAUCAUCUGCAAACUUUGCUACAUCAUUGUUUACCCCUUUCUCCAGAUCAUUUAUGAAUAAGUUGAAUAGGAUUGGUCCUAGGACUGACUCUUGGGGAAUACCACUAGUUACCCCUCUCCAUUCUGAAAAUGUACUAUUUAUUCCUACUCUUUGUUCCCUGUCUUUUAACCAGUUCUCAAUGCAUGAAAGGAUCUUCCCUCUUAUCCCAUGACAACUUAAUUUACGUAUGAGCCUUUGGUGCGGGACCUUGUCAAAGGCUUUCUGGAAAUCUACACUAUGUCCACUGGAUCCCCCUUGUUGACCCCCUCAAAGAACUCUAAUAGAUUAGUAAGACAUGAUCUCCCUUUACAGAAACCGUGUUGACUUUUGCGGAACAAUUUAUGUUCUUCUAUGUGUCUGACAAUUUUAUUCUUUACUAUUGUUUCAACUAAUUUGCCCGGUACUGACGUUAGACUUACCCGUCUGUAAAUUGCCAGGAUCACCUCUAGGAGCCCUUCUUAAAUAUUGGUGUUACAUUAGCUAUCUUCCAGCCAUUGGGUACAGUAGCUGAUUUAAAGGACAGGUUAUAAACCAUAGUUAAUAGUUCCGCAAUUUCACAUUUGAGUUCUUGCAGAACUCUUGGGUGAAUGCCAUCUGGUCCCGGUGACUUGUUAUUGUUAAGUUUCUCAAUUAAUUCGAAAACCUCCUCUAGUAACACUUCAAUCUGUGACAAUUCCUCAGAUUUGUUACCUACAAAAGACGGCUCAGGUUUGGGAAUCUCCCUAACAUCCUCAGCUGUGAAGACUGAAGCAAAGAAUUCAUUUAGUUUCUCUGCGAUGAUUUUAUCGUCUUUAAGUGCUCCUUUUGUAUCUCGAUCGUCCAGGGGCCCCACUGGUUGUUUAGCAGGCUUCCUGCUUCUGAUGCACUUAAAAAACAUUUUGUUAUUACCUUUUGAGUUUUUGGCUAGCUGUUUUUCAAACUCCUUUUGGACUUUUCUUAUUACAUUUUUACAUUUAAUUUGGCAGUGUUUAUGCUCCUUUCUAUUUACCUCACUAGGAUUUGACUUCCACUUUUUAAAAGAUGCCUUUUUAUCUCUCAGUUCUUCUUUUACAUGGUUAAGCCACGGUGGCUCUUUUUUAGUUCUUUUAGUGUAUUUUUUAAUUUGGGGUAUACAUUUAAGUUGAGCCUCUGUUAUGGUGUCUUUGAAAAGUGUCCAUGCAGCUUGCAGAGAUUUCACUCUAGUCAUUGUACCUUUUAAUUUCUGUUUAACUAACCUCCUCAUUUUUGCAUAGUUCUCCUUUCUGAAAUUAAAUGCCACAGUGUUGGGCUGUUGAGGUGUUCUUCCCACCGCAGGAAUCUUAAAUGUUAUUAUAUUAUGGUCACUCUUUCCAAGCAGUCCUGUUAUUGUUAGCUCUUGGACCAGAUCCUGUGCUCUACUCAAGACUAGAUCGAGAGUUGCCUCUCCCCUUGUGGGUUCCUGUGCCAGCUGCUCCAAGAAGCAAUCAUUUAAAGUAUCGAGAAAUUUUGUCUCUGCAUUUUGUCCUGAGGCGACGUACUGUGAGUACUGUUUCAGAGGAACAGCCGUGUUAGUCUGUAUUCGCAAAAAGAAAAGGAGUACUUGUGGCACCUUAGAGACUAACCAAUUUAU